Messenger RNA from Aureobasidium pullulans EXF-150, 528 nucleotides. RefSeq lists its product as uncharacterized. The transcript is spliced from 2 exons. Bases 1 to 528 code for a protein of 175 amino acids. Lineage: Eukaryota; Fungi; Ascomycota; Dothideomycetes; Dothideales; Saccotheciaceae. The record is from RefSeq and is a predicted model, not a curated record.
AUGUCAUCCGGCCUCGACCCCAAGGGACCUUCCCAGCCCAACUUGGACGCAGCAUACACUACUGCCGGCAACCCAGCCACAAAAGAGCCCGCAGAGAAGGCCCAAGCAAGCCAAAAAGAUGACUCAGCACCAAUCGACAAGCGCAUCCCCUCCGAGCAAGCACACUCCCAAUCCGAAGCCACCCCCACUUCAGUAGCGCGCGGUAUCCGUGGUGCUCCCCCUGGCGAAGAGGCCAAGGGUGAGACCCACGAGUCCGUGGGCAGGAACCAAGAGCUUGAUGGACAGCAGAUGGCCGCACCUGGAGAGGGAAAGGUCGCAGACGCUGUGGACCAAAAGCCGGGAGCCACGGGAGCUCAGCCUGACUUGGCCUCCGAUCUGGAUCGCAAGAAGGAGGAGCAAAAGGAGGCUAGAGAAGAGAUCAAGGCACAGAAGAAGGAGGAUGUCGAUGUUGCUGGUGUACUGGGUCAAAGAGGAGGCCCUGCAAACCCUGUCGACAAGGAGGGAUACCCCAACUCUGAUUACAAGUAG